Amoebophrya sp. A120 is the source of this 2359-nucleotide messenger RNA. The record is from the annotation of a GenBank genome assembly. Lineage: Eukaryota; Dinophyceae; Syndiniales; Amoebophryaceae.
UGCUCCGUGUCACCGGGCUCGAUUUUGAGCCCGGUGACACCAAGAGUGCCACCGUGUUUAGCUCUCAAACUUGGCCGAAAUUAUCGGAAUCUCGGGAAUUCUGACAUUUUGGCGAAUUUUUCUUCAAAAAGUCAGCUUUUUCUUGGAUUCCAAAAAAGCAGGAAAGUGUCAGUGUGGUGUGACUAGAUAGGGCGUGGGUUGUGGCCGCUCCUAGGGGUGCAAUCAGGCUACAGAGUGUUUAAUCCCGCCGAAAUGUGGGAGCUCCUGGGCGCCAUGUCUGGCUGCCCUGUGCAGGGCAGCCGGCCGAAAAGAAAACGACGCCAAUUUUUCCACGUGGCGCCCCACUCCCGGCAAGCCUUGUUGCUGCAAAAUGCUCAUGUGUCACUCGAAAGUCACCACCCAUGUUUCUGACGGGUGUCCAAGCUCUAACUACUUGAAGCAAAGUGCGCGGACAAAGUAGAACAGGAAAAGCCACUCAGCGUUAGUAUAAGGCUACGAAGAUGGAGGUCGUCAGCACCUUUCUGGUCUGACAUUCCAUAGAUCUGUUCCAGUCUCUUAACAUCGCAAGAGCAGGCUUUUUGAAUACUACUGGGGCACGCGCGCCUGCAAGGUGAAGCAAGUUCUAGCAGUUCCCAAUGAUUUACAAGCGAGGAUCUUGAUCUGUCACAUCGGCGGCCGAUAGACAUAUUGAUGAUGAUGCUCGAUAGAUUGAUGAUCUUCACUUUACGCAGACGCAAGCGUGGAAGAUAGACAGGAAGGAUCGGUACUUUUUUUGUUGUGACACGAGAAGAGCUUGCUAGCAGCAACCAAGCAGGUGGAGACGAGACGGUGUAACUGUCACGUCAAACCACGUGUUUUUUUUUACUUAAUUUUUUCCUCGCAGUUACGACACGACAUGCAAACCCAAACCCAAACUCCCUCCCCGAAUGGCUCCCACGCAAAAGCAAAAGGACGUAUUCAGUAGUACUUAAGUACAACUAGGAUUACCGUGCUGUACUUUGUAAUCGAAAUUUGGAUAUGGUAUAUUGUUAUUCGCCGCGAUUAUAGAACAGUACUUCCUACCCUUUCCCUUGGUGAUGAUGAUGUCAUUAUUGCUACCCAGAUGAAACUUCCGUUUGAGGGCACAAGAAACCGCAAGAUUGACUCAGAACUGAAAUCCCCCCCUCAAAUGUUGACACAUUGAUGAGCAGGUUGCGGAUAGAAAUAGAAAUUGGGAGCGUCGUCCACCGAAGAGCCUGGAAAUAGCGGCCCGGUUUUUUUGAUCGUUCGACAAUGUAGUGAAAGACGUCCACCUGGUAGUGAAAGACGUCCACCUUUUUUCUGAUCGUGAUCAUCGUUUUGGUGCCGAGGCCGUGCUUGGGCGGUGGUCACGAGACAGGUUGGAAUGGCUCUGGAGGAGCUAGUGCUACUGCAGCUAGAGACACCUCUUCCCGGGCGCAGCUUGCGGUACCCAGAAGCGGCUCUGUGGAAGAACAAAUUAACCACGUCUACUACAUGCCUAAUCUCGGAAGCAGUCACACUCAAACGUUUGAAAACCUGCUGUAUGUUGACCCAGCAAAUGCUCCUGCAGCUGCGAGAGAUGGAGGAGAGAGGAACUUCGAUGGUAACUACCACGAGAAGAUCGUCUCACCGCACGCUGACACAGGCACAGCCACGGUUUUUCCCACGACGCACGCAACGGCACCACCGCCUGAACAACAGACCGGUGGGCCGCGGCAUUUUCAUGAGCACCAGUUUUACGUCAGUGGCGCAGCGGCUUCUACGUCUUCAGCACCUUCUGAUAAUAUUUUGCCGAAAAGUACCGAUCAAAGCGAUGAGGAUGUGGCAACGGUCGUGGUAGAGGAUGGACCUGUACAGGAUGACGGUGAGGUAGAAUAUUCAGACGCCGUUCUUCAACCCCGCAUAAGAAGAAGAGCGACUCUUGCUUCGGUGUCCGACGGUCGUGACGACGACGCGCUCCACGCCCCCGGGCAGAAUCACGACAGGCAAAAGACCAGCAGGAACAGCCACCAUUUUCACAUUGCGUCGUCGGGGCGCAAAGACGUCGGCGCUUCGUCUCAUCAGCGCCAAGAAGUAGUAGAAAGCCGCCGCUCGCCAUCAGCAGCCGCAAUGGAACAAUACAACUUCGAGGAAGACGUGACAGAAUUCGUCAGCCCCAACCUCAUGAACCUGUUGCUACUUCUAAAGAACUCGACCCAUUUAUCUGUCGAGUUACCCUUCUGGAACACUUUGAUCCUCACCAUUCUCGCUUGCAUUGGAGUGUACUAUCUCUGUGCGCGGACAAAGUAGAACAGGAAAAGCCACUCAGCGUUAAUACGAGGCUAUGAAGAAGCUGGAGGUCCUGGCUAUUACCUUUCUG